Molecule: messenger RNA, 1140 nt
Organism: Colletotrichum truncatum
Lineage: Eukaryota; Fungi; Ascomycota; Sordariomycetes; Glomerellales; Glomerellaceae
Source: RefSeq, a predicted model, not a curated record
AUGUCAUACAUCGAAGUCAUCGAGGAUGGGGGUCCGCCGGGCAUAGCACCUCGUGGGCAGGCCGUCAUUGUAUGCUCGGCCAUCACAGCAGCACUGUCAGGGGUUAUCGUCGGCUUGAGAUUUUUUGCUCGCCUUUCACCGGCGCGACUGUUGGGGAAAGAGGACUGGUGUAUUCUCAUUGCCUGGGUCUGGUCCGUCCUUGAGGCCAUCGGAAUGUGUAUUCAGGUCAGAACAGGAAUGGGGGAACGAUUCUAUACCCUCAGUUUGUAUCAACAACAAACUUUCUUCAAGUGGUCGUAUAUCACCAUCAUCUUUUACAACUGUGGACUGGCGUUUGUAAAAGUUUCAAUACUGCUGCUGUAUUUGCGGGUGCUACGGGACCUUCAAUACCGUAAAGCAUGUUACGUUGCCUUGUGCUUCGUCAUUCUGGUCUCGUUGUGGGCGAUCAUCUCCUCAAUAGUCGCUUGCGUACCCAUCCAGAGGAAUUGGGACUUGAGUGUCCCAGGCCGUUGUAUAGACCGAGGAGCGCAUUGGUUUGGCAAUGCGGGUCUCAAUAUUGCCACCGACUUCACGAUCCUUAUUCUUCCGUUACCAAUUCUCCCAAAAAUAAAGCAGCCCCGCCAGCAGAAGAUUGGCCUCUACUUAAUCUUUGCACUUGGAUUCUUUGUCUGCAUAGUCUCGAUAUUACGCAUACCUUCACUGGUUGCAGCCCAAAACUCGACCGAUCCCACAUAUGACAGUCCGGGAAUAGCCCAAUGGUCUGUCGUCGAGCUAAACACAGCCAUCGUCUGCGCAAGUCUCAUCACACUCAAACCUCUGGCAACCCGUUUUUGCCCUCGAAUUAUGGGGUUACUAGGCUCGGAUAACGGGUUGCAACGUGGAGCUCAGUCUGGGUCCGGAAACGACGCCGCGCCGGCGACUGUAGGGUCGAGAAAAUCGGGUCUUAGGGUACACCAUACAACCAUAUCUGAUGGUAGUAUGAUACAACUUCAUCACGACCCUUUGGGCGCUACGUCUGCGGCCGAGAAUCAGAACUCUCGACAGAGCUUCGUUGAGCCGUCUGACGUGGAACAAGGCUUGAAUCCGAUCAUGGUACAGGAGAGCCCGGCAGCUAAAAAAAGCGAUGUGAUUGAUACCUGA